Molecule: messenger RNA, 1866 nt
Organism: Meyerozyma guilliermondii ATCC 6260
Lineage: Eukaryota; Fungi; Ascomycota; Pichiomycetes; Serinales; Debaryomycetaceae
Product: syntaxin-binding protein
Exons: 1
Coding region: 1-1866 (621 amino acids)
Biological process (GO): intracellular protein transport; endoplasmic reticulum to Golgi vesicle-mediated transport
Cellular component (GO): cytosol; Golgi membrane
Molecular function (GO): syntaxin binding
Source: RefSeq, a predicted model, not a curated record
AUGCUCCACCUUAACAAGGAAGGCGACGCCGACCUUACCCUCGCAUCAAAGAAAGAGGAAAUCAUCUGGAAAGUGUUGGUUCUAGACUCCAAGUCCCAAGCAGUGUUAUCCUCCGUGCUACGCGUCAACGACCUUCUCCGGUGCGGCAUCACCGUGCAUACGGUCAUCAAUUCUCGGAGACUGCCGCUUCCAGAUGUGCCGGUUAUAUAUUUCGUGGAACCCACGGUAGAAAAUAUUCGAGUGAUUAUUGACGAUCUCGCAGCAGAAAAAUAUGACAAGUUUUACAUCAAUUUCACUUUUUCCAUUAAUCGUGAAUUACUCGAGGAUUUUGCAAAGAAAGUGAGCCUUACAGGGAAAGCAUCAAAGAUUAAACAAGUAUAUGAUCAAUAUCUCGAUUUCAUAGUCACAGAACCUAAUUUGUUCCUGUUGGACGUUCCUCGUGUUUUUUCAACUUUCAACAAUCCAGCUACAAAAGAGGACGAUAUUCAUUCACUCGCGGGAAAAAUCGCCGACGGAAUCCUUUCCACCAUCAUUGCCACCGCCUCGGUUCCCAUCAUUAGAUGUCCUCGUAAUGGUGCUGCCGAACUUGUUGCCACCCAAUUGGACCUCAAACUCAGAGAUUAUUUGAGUAAUACUCGUAAUUUGAUCAACCAACUGGUCCAACAACGGCCAGUCUUGGUGAUUUUGGACCGUUCAAUCGACCUCUCGGCAAUGUUGUCGCAUUCUUGGAUCUACCAGUGUAUGGUGAGCGAUGUGUUUGAGCUCAAAAGGAACACCAUUCGUCUCGUUAAGUUUGCCGAUGACAAGGAAACCGUGAAAAAUUACGAUAUCGACCCAAAAGAUUUCUUUUGGUCUAAAAACUCGGCUCUUCCGUUUCCCGAUGUGGUUGAAAAUGCCGAUAUAGAGCUCAAUGCCUAUAAGAAGGAUGCCCAGGACCUCACCAACAAGACAGGAAUCACAUCGUUCAGCGAUAUCGAUCCAAACUCAACAGAUACCCUGCAUAUCCAACAAGCGGUGGAUGCAUUGCCGGAAUUGACCGCACGAAAGGCCACUCUCGAUAUGCACAUGGAUGUGUUGGCGACGCUUUUGAAGGAACUUGAAGCCAAAUCGCUUGAUAAGUUUUUCGAGAUUGAGCAAAAUUGCCACGAUCCAAAAAUUCAGAACCAGUUUCUCGAGUUGAUGAACACAGACGCCAAGCGCGACAACUCCACCGACAAAUUGCGUACGUUCUUGAUUCUUGUGCUUACGUUGGAUCUUCCAGACUCGUUCGUUGCUAACGUUCAACUGAUUCUCAAGGAAAAGUAUCCCACCAUCGAUCUUGCGGCGCUCGAAUAUGUGAAGGGUCUUAAACAGCGGAUGAAGUUAUCCAAUAUCUCCACAUUAACAGAGAAUAGUGGUCAGAGGUCGUCGUCCGUGGAUGUAUCCAAGAACAACUCAGCUCUUUUCAACGGAUUGUCUUCCAAACUUUAUGGGCUUGCAGACGGCCGACUCACCGAAGGACUUAGUUCCUUAGCUUCUGGGCUCAAAAAGUUUUUGCCUGCUAAAACCCAGCUUCCCAUCACCAACAUUGUCGAGGCAAUCAUGGACCCAAACAGUGCUUCUACAGCGCUGGUUCAAGUCACCGACGACUACCUCUAUUUAGACCCCAAACUGCGUGGAGGACACUCGAAGCCGCCCAAGCGUCAAACUUACCUGGAAGCCCAGGUUUUCGUGGUGGGUGGAGGCAGCUACCUCGAGUACCAAAAUCUUCAAGAAUGGUGCCAUAUGCCCAAUAAGCCUGUGCGGCGAGUCACAUACGGUAGCACCGAUGUCAUGACGGCCACCGAGUUUUUGCAGGAGUGUGGGGAUUUAGGACGUCUUGGUUAA